Molecule: messenger RNA, 962 nt
Organism: Bipolaris sorokiniana ND90Pr
Lineage: Eukaryota; Fungi; Ascomycota; Dothideomycetes; Pleosporales; Pleosporaceae
Exons: 1
Coding region: 287-808 (173 amino acids)
Biological process (GO): tRNA processing; nuclear-transcribed mRNA catabolic process, RNase MRP-dependent; intronic box C/D snoRNA processing
Cellular component (GO): ribonuclease MRP complex; nucleolar ribonuclease P complex
Molecular function (GO): ribonuclease MRP activity
Source: RefSeq, a predicted model, not a curated record
UCGAGUUAUUUGAUUUUCGAAAAAGGUUAUUCCAUUCUCACCGUUUGACGUUGGAAAUAUAAGUUAGUGGCAGGUGAAGGGCGACAAACGGUGAAGGAAGGUAAGUGAGGACAAGGUCUGGUCUCUCGGAGAUAAGCCACAACGCGCUAAUUAACCCCGCCCAAAAGGCUUUUGGCGCGUCAACUUCUUGAGCUUCAACCGUACGUACAUAGAUGGAUAAUUCCAGACCUUGACACUCCUCAAUCCAGCACUCGCACAAAAAACCAAACACUCCAAAACGCCGCAAAUGGCACAAGAUAACGAUGCCCCCAACGCUGCUCCUACCAGUCCAGACAAAGAUGUAGACACUUCCAUGCCCGACGCCGCAACCCCCCAACCCGCAUCCAAACCCGAAAAACCAGCCCACAUCCUCCACCAAACAACCUUCCGCAAACAAACCUGGUCCUAUCUCCAUCUAACCCUCACAUCGCCCUCCUUCCCCUCCUCAACCUCAUCAACCUCAACCCUACAACCCGACAUUUCCCCCCUCCUCAUAUCCCCGCUCCUCACAUCCGCCUUGCGCACAUAUCUAGGCACAAUGGGCGCAGCGAUACCUGUUGAUAUACUCAAGACGGCAGGGAGUGAGGUGUGGAUACGGGUGCCGAGGCAGGAUGUGCGAGGUGUAAGGGCUGCGUUGGGGAGUUGGGUUGGGAGGGUUGAGGGCGAGGAUGUGGGGGUUGAAGAGGGGAAGAUUGGGGUUGCGUGGAGGGUGCUGGGUGGUGCUGGAGUGCUUGGGGGGGUGGGAGAUGGGAGUGAGGUAUUUGGGUGAGGGAGGUGGGGAGGGAGAGGAAAGGAGAGGGCAUGGACCGGACUGAGUGUGUGGUGGACAUGCGUCCGUACCAGACGCAGGGAUUGAAUAGUGGGAAACUGUCACGGACUGCUAUCUUUGCACUGAGUGUCGUACAGGAUACGCCAUUGAAGAA